This is a messenger RNA of Coregonus sp. 'balchen', 18427 nucleotides long. NCBI's taxonomy places the organism in Eukaryota, Metazoa, Chordata, Actinopteri, Salmoniformes, Salmonidae. The record is from the annotation of a GenBank genome assembly.
AUGGCGGAGCUCGAGACGGUGCAGCCUGAACCGGAGGCGCCCGAAGUUCUCAAUGGGGACGCCGAAGAGAACGAAGAGAAAGAGGACGCGGAGCCCUCGGAAACAGGGAAGAAAAAGAGAAGAAAAAAGAAGAAGAAGAAGACGGCUGUCCCAGGUAAGAAAGAAUGCAUGACGGUGAGGAUAAAUGCCGUUUUGGAAAUAGCGCAUUAUUGAGAGGUCCCCUGUUGUGCCAUAGCGUAAAAAGACCAGUAAAGAUGAGAAGCAUGGGACUUUAUUACCUGUCAGAAAGUGCUAAUGUUCCGCCGCAGCUGUCACCGCUGUCUUCACCUGGAAGUGAACGGCCACCGGUGCCGUUAUGAGGGCUAAAGGGGAGAUGCACAUCUGGAAAAGGGACAAUGCCUCUCCCGAGGCUUGAAAACGCUUCUUCUAUUGGUUUAAUGGAAUGCUGUCAAAUUCGAAAAUUGAAGGAUGUUGCAGGAAUAAGAUGACAGUCAUAUUCCAGUACUUUUCAGCACUCGUCUUCUUGCGUUAUAAAAGAGCUCCACUAGUGAGAAAAAAAAAAGUAUGCUUUAGCAUUAAAUUAAUUGCUGACAAAACUAUAUGACAAGCACCUUAUCUUGUAAAAACACAUGUGGACUUGAUAUUAUUUUGUGGUGUGUGUUAAACUAUGGAUCUAUAUAGUCCUGUUUCUGAAGGGCUAUAGAUGGCAUGGCAUAAUGCUGCAGGGUACCUACAUAUGCCCUUGGGAUAUUGAUUCUAGGUAUAGAUACAAAUUAUGCAUUGCUCCUGCCAAGUUCUGUUCACAGUAGAUGCACUUUCUCAAAAUGUAUCAAUUUACUCACUUUAAGUGUGUGUGUGUUGCGCACGCACGUGCGUUUGUGUGUGUGUGUGUGUGUGUAUGUUGCGUGUGUGUGUGUGUGUGUUGAAUGUGUGUGUGUGUUCUGUGUGUGUGUGUGUUGCAUGUGUGUGUGUGUUCGAGUGUGUGCGUGUAUGACUUUGCAGCAGGGACAAAUGAGUGUGAGGGGGAUGGAGAUACUGGAGGAGGUGUUGGGGAUGUGACGAAACAGUUGGAGCAGCAAGCCCUGCCGGAGGACAAAGAGAAGGAGGAGGAUGGAGAGGAGGGUACGACUUCAUCUUCAUCAUCGUCAUCAUUCACCGUUCUCAUACUCAACAUGUGACCUGCGACAUGAGUUUGGUGUCGUUCACCAACUAGUUGCGUUACCUGCUAGCACUGCACUGGGUAUUGUGACUGACUGAACCACUUCUCAGGUCCUCUUUCACUUUAUCAUCAUUGUCCUUAACGUUCUCGUGUGGAUCUUGAAGUCCCGAUUUCCCCUUAAACCAAACAAACGUAUAAUUUGACCUGUGACAUGAGUUGGCGUCUGCUGCUGCGCAUUACUGUAACUUCUUAAGUGCAAACAGUUAACUGCAAGCAUUGUGAAUUGUGACUGAAUACGUCAUGUGUCAUGUUCGUUAAGAGAAUGAAAAAUGCAUGUUUUGGACAGAUGGAGAAGAGGGUGAAAACUCAGCAGGGAAGAAGAAGAAGAAGAAGAAAAAGAAGGGAGGUUUGUCUUCAUCAGUCAUUGUUUCUCCCACUGCAUGGUUUCAGUUCCUUUUGUUACCACUUCAGAACCUUUCAUGUUUUUUACAGAUGAAACCCAUGUUGAUAUGUCUUGAGCUGAUGAGUUAUCUUGUGUUAAGUUGCGUCAAUUCAAAUCUGGUAUUAGGAACAAAAGAGGUCAAUACACGUCUUCUAAAAUAGACUAGUAUUUUAAUUAAUGCAAAACACUUCAAUGGUAAAUAUGAUGUUCGUAUAUACGGGUCCACUGAAAUACCACGCAGGGCACUCAGAGAACGGAUCCAUUGUUCUAAGUUCUUCUUCAAAUACUCUGACAGAGAUAGUUCCCGCUCCCUGCUGGCCAAUCAGAGUAGAGACUGAGCGUGGUUUAGACUUACUCAGCCAGUCGUUGGCGCACAGGCUGGUCCCAGUCCCUUGGCGCUUUACCGUUGCACACUGUUGCCAGGCAUAAGUUGUUAUCAUCACACCCUGUAGAGUCAUCACCCAUAGACACUGUUCCCCUGUACUCCUUGUACCUACGUCCUUGGACGGUUCACAGAUCACAAAGAGGCAGUGUUCGUGUCUGUGAGAAAUACAAGUCUUAUCUCAUCCUACCCCCUAACGUUCCUCACAUGAAUCACAGCUUGUUAUGUGAAACAAUUUAUAUCAGUACAGUACAAACCCAUUAUGUUUAAUCAUUAAUGCAUUCUUUCUAAGCUAGUCAUCACAUCUAGAUCCCCGCACUUGAGAAGAGGUUUCCCCAUACUAGACUGUUACUGCACCUCUAUUAGUGAUACAGUGCAUUCGGAAAGUAUUCAGACCCGUUAACUUUUUCCACAUUUUGAAACGUUACAGCCUUAUUCUGAAAUGGGUUACAUUGUCUAUAUUGCCAUACACCCUGUAGCAUGUGUUGCGACCAUAUGUGACCAUGUGUUGCUAAUAGCAACAAUGUGUUGCACAUCUGCAGACGCUAACCUCUCUCUUCUCAUCCUCCUCUCCCUCCCUCCCUCCCUCCCUCCCUCCCUCCCUCCCUCCCUCUCUCUUCUCAUCCUCUCCUCUCCCUCCCUCCAUCUCACUCUCUCUAUCUGGGGCACAGUGAAGGGGCAGACUGACCCUCCCACCAUCCCUAUUUGUGAGCUGUAUCCCAGUGCUGUCUUCCCAAAGGGAGAGGAGUGUGAAUAUCCCCCAUCUAAAGACGGGUAUGUCACCUCUACCAAGUCCAUUGGCCUUAUGUAGUGUGGUGGCCAUAGAUCCUAUGCAGUGUGGUGGCCAUAUAUCUUAUGUAGUGUGGUGGCCAUAUAUCUUAUGUAGUGUGGUGGCCAUAUAUCUUAUGUAGUGUGGUGGCCAUAUAUCUUAUGUAGUGUGGUGGCCAUAUAUCUUAUGUAGUGUGGUGGCCAUAUAUCUUAUGUAGUGUGGUGGCCAUAUAUCUUAUGUAGUGUGGUGGCCAUAUAUCUUAUGUAGUGUGGUGGCCAUAUAUCUUAUGUAGUGUGGUGGCCAUAUAUCUGGUGGCCAUAUAUCUUAUGUAGUGUGUGGCCAUAUAUCUUAUGCAGUGUGUUGGCCAUAUAUUUAUGUAGUGUGGUGGCCAUAUAUCUUAUGUAGUGUGGUGGCCAUUAUCUUAUGUAAUGUGGUGGCCAUAUAUCUUAUGUAGUGUGGUGGCAUAUAUCUUAUGCGUUGUAAGACCUAGCAUGUGGUGCCUAUCUUAUGUAGUGUGGUGGCCAUAUAUCUUAUGUAUGUGGUGGCCAUAUAUCUUAUGUAGUGUGGUGGCCAUAUAUCUAUGUAGUGUGGUGGCCAUAGAUCUUAUGUAGUGUGGUGGCCAUAUAUCUUAUGUAGUGUGGUGGCCAUAUAUCUUAUGUAGUGUGGUGGCCAUAUAUCUUAUGUAGUGUGGUGGCCAUAUAUCUUAUGUAGUGUGGUGGCCAUAUAUCUUAUGUAGUGUGGUGGCCAUAUAUCUUAUGUAGUGUGGUGGCCAUAUAUCUUAUGUAGUGUGGUGGCCAUAUAUCUUAUGUAGUGUGGUGGCCAUAUAUUAUGCAGUGUGGUGGCCAUAUAUAUUAUGUAGUGUGGUGGCCAUAUAUCUUAUGUAGUGUGGUGGCCAUAUAUCUUAUGUAAUGUGGUGGCCAUAUAUCUUAUGUAGUGUGGUGCCCAUAUAUCUUAUGCAGUGUGGUAGCCAUAGAUCCUAUGCAGUGUGGUGGCCAUAGAUCUUAUGUAGUGUGGUGGCCAUAUAUCUUAUGUAGUGUGGUGGCCAUAUAUCUUAUGCAGUGUGGUGGCCAUAGAUCUUAUGCAGUGUGGUGGCCAUAGAUCUUAUGCAGUGUGGUGGCCAUAGAUCUUAUGCAGUGUGGUGGCCAUAGAUAUUAUGCAGUGUGGUGGCCAUAGAUCUUAUGCAGUGUGGUGGCCAUAGAUCUUAUGCAGUGUGCUGUGUGGCCAUAGAUCCUAUGCAGUGUGGUGUCCAUAGAUCUUAUGCAGUGUGGUGGCCAUAGAUCUUAUGCAGUGUGCUGUGUGGCCAUAGAUCCUAUGCAGUGUGGUGGCCAUAGAUCUUAUCGAGGUCGCUGUGGUUUACAGUCCAUCAUACUUCAUACUCUAAAACAUAACACAAAUAUUGGAUGUGCCUCAGUCACCCAAGAUAACACUAUAAAAUGUUAUUCACAACUAUGCUGUUUUUUAUUCACAAUACCAGGUCUCUCUUGCCAAAUAGAUUUUAUCUAAUUGAAACCUGGUUAAAUCAAGGUUAAAUGAAAACAUUUAAAAUAAGACACACACACACACACACUCACACACACACACACACAUACAAACACACACACACACACACACACACUCACCCACUAUGUUAAUCUAUACCUGCAUUAUAAACUGCAAUGUUUGCUGCAUCAUUUCCUGAAGGUGUUGUUUGACAUCCCAAUCCCAUUAGAAGAUAAAGAUUGUGUGUGUGUGUGUGUGCGUGUGUGUUUCCCUCCCAGGCGCAGUGCAGCCUGGCGCACCACCCAUGAGGAGAAGAGGGUCCUUGACAAGGCCAACGAGGAGAUGUGGAGUGACUUCCGUCAGGCUGCCGAGGCCCACAGACAGGUCCGAAACUACGUCAACACCUGGAUCAAACCUGGGAUGACCAUGAUCGACAUCUGGUGAGGGUCAUUCAUUUACUAUAUCGUACAGGCCCUGGUACGAGCUGGCCUGACAGCACUGUAAUGGACUUGGUUGAUUUUUUAUUUUUAUUUUUAUUUCACCUUUAUUUAACCAGGUAAACCAGUUGAGAACAAGUUAACAUUUACAACUGCGACCUGGCCAAGAUAAAGCAAAGCAGUGCGAUAAAAACAACAACACAGAGUUACAUAUGGGGUAAAACAAAACAAAGUCAAAAAUACAACAGAAAUACAUAUAUAUACAGUGUGUGCAAAUGUAGCAAGUUAUGGAGGUAAGGCAAUAAAAUAGGCUAUAGUGCAAAAUAAUUACAAUUAGUAUUAACACUGGAAUGAUAGAUGUGCAAGAGAUGAUGUGCAAAUAGAGAUACUGGGGUACAAAUGAGCAAAAUAAAUAACAAUAUAGGGAUGAGGUAGUUGGGCGGGCUAAUUUCAGAUGGGCUGUGUACAGGUGCAGUGAUCGGUAAGGUGCUCUGACAACUGAUGCUUCAAGUUAGUGAGGGAGAAGAUAAGUGUCUCCAGCUUCAGAGAUUUUUGCAAUUUGUUCCAAUCAAUGAUGUUCACUUUAGUCAAAUUGUGUAUUGAUGUAUUUGAGUAAUUUGAGCGAUUCUCAAUCCUGCUCUCGGAGAGUAGCAGUACUGCAGGUUUUUGUCCCAGCUCAGCAGUAAAACACCUGAUUUGGUUCAUCAACUGACCUACUCCUUCAUUAGCUGGAUCAGGUGGUUCUCUGGUGAGCUGGUGCUGUAGCUCCCCAUGAGCAGCACUGAGGAUCAUGGAGUGAGUCUGUGUUGACCUGCAUGGUUAACCUGUGUUGCUGAAGUGAAAAUGUCCUGAAUGUGACACCUGUCCCUGUCAUCUGUGGUCCCUGUCUGUCAGUGAGUGACUAGAGGAUUGCACUAGGAGGCUGAUAAAAGACACUGAGGCUGUAUUAACUUCAACCUACAGUACAUGGUUAAGCUGUAUUAACCCCCUGUCCCUGUCUCUGUCCUGUAUGGUCUCUCCCUGUCUGUCCCUGUCUGUCACUGUCUGUCCCUGUCUGACUGGUUUGUCCCUGUCCUGUCUUUCCCUGUCUGUCCCUGUCCCUGUCCUUGUCCCUGUCUGUCUCUGUCCCUGUCUGUCUCUGUCCCUGUCUGUCCCUGUCUGUCCCUGUCUGUCCCUGUCUGUCCCUGUCUGUCCCUGUCUCCCUGGUCUGUCCCUGUCCCUGUCUGUCACUGUCUGUCCCUGUUUGUCCCUGCCUGCCUGGUCUGUCCCUGUUCCUGUCUGUCCCUGUCCCUGUCUGUCCCUGUCUGCCUGGUCUGUCCCUGUCUGACUGGUCUGUCCCUGUCCUGUCUGUCCCUGUCUGUCCCUGUCCUGUCUGUCUCUGUCCCUGUCUGUCCCUGUCUCCCUGGUCUGUCCCUGUCCCUGUCUGUCCCUGUCUGCCUGGUCUGUCCUGUCUGUCACUGUCCCUGUCUGCCUGGUCUGUCCCUGUCUGUCCCUGUCCCUGUCUGUCCUGUCUGUCCUGUCUGUCCCUGUCUGCCUGGUCUGGCCCUGUAUAUCAGCGAGCGACUGGAGGACUGCAGUAGGAGGCUGAUCAAAGAGAAUGGUCUGAAGGCUGGCCUGGCAUUCCCCACUGGCUGCUCUAUCAACCAUGUUGCUGCCCACUACACCCCUAACGCUGGAGACCCCACAGUACUACAGUACAAUGACGUCUGCAAGAUAGACUUCGGCACGCACGUCAACGGUCAGAGGGCACACUGACACUGAGUUUCUGUUCAGUCUGUAGUUACGUUUUUAUAUAAAAUAGACUUGCAGGCACAUCAAUGGUCAACACUGCCACUGAGUUUUGUCAAUCAAUCAAACGUAUUUAGAAAGCCUUUUCUAAUUCAGCAGUGUUGUCACAAAGUGCUUUACAGAUACCCAGCCUAAUGUCUGUAUCUGGUUGCACUUGCAUUUUACAGCGGUAAUAGUCAAGGGUUUUGAUCCCAGCGUUUUAAUACCAUUACACCUGACUCAACUAAUCAACUGACCUUCAACACAUUUGAUGAGCUGAAUCAGGUGUUUAACUGCUGAACUAGGACAAAAACCUGCAGUAGUGCGGUUCUACAAAAAGCAGGUUUGAAGAUCCAUUUUAAAGUCUAUCGCUAUCUUCUGGACUUUAUUUAGAUAUUAAAUAUUAAAAUUGUGCUGUAAUCACCUGAUACAUUGUAAUCACACUUCAUACCCAUACUUUCGUAAAUACCAGGCAAAUACCAGGCUAAGACAGGAAGGUAAGAUCUAACUUUUACCUCGUGUCGUUGCAUUUGGCUGAUAUUCAUGUUGUUGGUGUUUCAGGUCGAAUAAUUGACUGUGCCUUUACCGUGACCUUCAACCCAAAGUAUGACAGACUACUGGAGGCUGUGAGAGAUGCUACCAACACAGGCAUCAGGGUAACGCAACCCAUUUAUCCAUUCACUAUGACUUUGGUUCCGAUUGUUCAGUGGGUUAGACUAGAGCAUGUAAAAAAGGCAGUUCCUUUCAGCCAAUCAUCGGGUUUAAAUGGACAUUUGGGCCAUGGCCCCUCCCACUCCAGGUUAGAGUGGUUAUAGUUGUUGGCAGAUGAAGAACCACGUUUGGCUGCCAACCAAGUUAUCUGUGUGUUUUACUUCUAUGAUGUGUGUGUGCAACUGUGUGGUGGUGACCAAGAGAUAAUAAAGCUCUGGAUGUGGACACAUCUGCCUGGUUCUUACCGGACCGUCUGUAGUGGCUUCGGACCAAAGUCGACCGUCUGAAGUGGGGUCAGACCAAAGUAGACCGUCUGAAGUGGCUUCGGACGAAAGUAGACCGUCUGUAGUGGGGUCAGACCAAAGUAGAGUCAGCAUUAAGUCACCGAGGGCAUCUACAGCCAACCGCUGAGACGGCUCCAGCUAGCCGUUUUUACAGUGCAGGCAACAUCAGGGUUGUGGGUUAGACUCCCACAUGGGCCACAUAAUACUGAAUAUAUCUGUUAAUGUUGACAGUUCUGUAAUCCGCUUUGGAUAAAAGCUUCUGCUAAAUGACCAUAUUUUGGAUGCUAGCUAACAUCCUAAGAGGAUAUGUGAUGUAACUCUCACUCCCCACUCGUCUGAUAAUGAGCUCUGUAGAGAUGGUUGGUUGAUGUUUGCUUGUGUAACUGUCAACUCUUGUCUAUUUGUGACCCAUGUAGAGAGAGCUUGUGUAACUGUCAACUGUUUUCUGUGCCAGUGUGCAGGGAUAGAUGUGCGUCUGUGUGACGUGGGUGAAACCAUCCAGGAGGUCAUGGAGUCUUAUGAGGUGGAGAUAGAUGGGAAAACAUACAAAGGUAUCAGUCUGUCUGUCUGUCUGUCUGUCUGUAUGUCUCUCUGUCUCUCUUUGUCUCUCUCUGUCUCUGUCUCUCUCUGUCUCUCUCUGUCUCUCUGUCUCUCUCUCUCUCUCUCUGUCUCUGUCUCUCUGUCUCUCUGUCUCUGUCUCUCUGUCUCUGUCUCUGUGUCUCUGUCUCUCUGUCUCUCUCUGUCUCUCUGUCUCUGUCUCUCUCUCUGUCUCUCUGUCUCUGUGUCUCUGUCUCUCUGUCUCUCUGUCUCUGUCUCUCUGUCUCUGUGUCUCUGUCUCUCUGUCUCUCUGUCUCUGUGUCUCUCUCUCUGUGUCUCUGUCUCUGUCUCUCUGUCUCUCUGUCUCUCUGUCUCUGUGUCUCUCUCUCUGUGUCUCUGUCUCUGUCUCUCUGUGUCUCUGUCUCUGUGUCUCUCUCUCUGUCUCUCUGUCUCUGUGUCUGUCUGUCUGUCUGUCUGUCUGUCUGUCUGUCUGUCUCUCUCUCUCUCUCUCUCUCUCUGUUUGUCUCUCUGUUUGUUUGUUUAUAUGGGAAAACACACUGGGCUCUUACUGUUUUCCUAAUCUUUCAGUUUGCUGGUUUGAUGAGAGAAAUUACAAUUACAAAUAUAUUGCAGAUACUGUAUGUAUGUACACUACCGUUCAAAAGUUUGGGGUCACUUAGAAAUGUCCUUGUUUUCGAAAGAAAAGCAAUUUUUUGGUCCAUUUAAAUUAACAUCAAAUUGAUCAGAAAUAAAGUGUAGACAUUGUUAAUGUUGAAAAUUGCUAUUGUAGCUGGAAACGGCAGAUUUUUAAUGGAAUAUCUACAUAGGCGUACAGAGGCCCAUUAUCAGCAACCAUCAGUCCUGUGUUCCAAUGGCACGUUGUGUUUGCUAAUCCAAGUUUAUCAUUUUAAAAGGCUAACUGCUCAUUAGAAAACCCCUUUGCAAUUAUGUUAGCACAGCUGAAAACUGUUGUACUGAUUAAAGAAGCAAUAAAACUGGCCUUCUUGAGACUAGUUGAGUAUCUGGAGCAUCAGCAAUUGUGGGUUCGAUUACAGGCUCAAAAUGGCCAGAAACAAAUAACUUUCUUCUGAAACUCUUUCUUCUGAAACUCGUCAGUCUAUUCUUGUUCUGAGAAAUGAAGGCUAUUCCAUUCGAGAGAUUGCCAAGAAACUGAAGAUCUCGUACAACGCUGUGUACUACUCCCUUCACAGAACAGCGCAAGCUGGCUCUAACCAGAGAUAAUUUGGACUCCAAACCAAAGGACACAUUUCCACCGGAAAUUAUGUCCAUUGCUCGUGGUUCUUGGCCCAAGCAGGUCUCUUCUUCUUAUUGGUGUCCUUUAGUAGUGGUUUCUUCUCAGCAAUUCGACCAUGAAGGCCUGAUUCACACAGUCCCCUCUGAACAGUUGAUGUUGAGAUGUGUCUGUGACUUGAACUCUGUGAAGCUUUUAUUUGGGCUGCAAUUUCUGAGGCUGGUAACUCUAAUGAACUUAUCCUCUGCAGCAGGGGUAACUCUGGGUCUUCCAUUCCUUUGGCGGUCCUCAUGAAAGCCAGUUUCAUCAUAGCGCUUGAUGAUUUUUGCAACUGCACCUGAAGAAACUUUCAAAGUUCUUGAAAUGUUCUGUAUUGACUGACAUUCAUGUCUUAAAGUAAUGAUGGACUGACGUUUCUUUUGCUUAUUUGAGCUAAUCUUGCCAUUAUAUGGACUUGGUCUUUUACCAAAUAGGGCUAUCUUCUGUAUACCCCCCUUACCUUGUCUCAACACAACUGAUUGGCUCAAACGCAUUAAGAAGGAAAGAAGUACCACAAAUUAACUUUUAACAAGGCACACCUGUUAAUUGAAAUGCAUUCCAGGUGACUACCUCAUGAAGCUGGUUGAGAGAAUGCCAAGAGUGUGCAAAGCUGUCAUCAAGGCAAAGGGUGGCUAUUUGAAGAAUCUCAAAUUUAAAAUAUAUUUUGAUUUGUUUAACACUUUGUUGGUUACUACAUGAUUCCAUAUGUGUUAUUUCAUAGUUUUGAUGUCUUCAUUAUUAUUCUACAAUGUAAAAACAGUAAAAAUAAAGAAAAACCCUUUAAUGAGUAGGUGUGUCCAAACUUUUAACUGGUACUGUAUAUAGAGAUAUUUUACUGUAUAUAUAUAUAUAUAUAUAUAUAUAUAUAUAUAUAUAUAUAUAUAUAUACAGAGAUAUAGAUAUAUUACAGAUAUAUUUUCUAUCUAUAUUUUUAUUUUUAUUUAUUAUUUCCUAUGUAGUAAAGCCAAUCAGGAACCUCAAUGGACACUCCAUCGGCCAGUACAGGAUUCACGCAGGCAAGACUGUCCCCAUCGUCAAGGGAGGAGAAGCUACCAGAAUGGAGGUGGGUACUGACUGGUGACUGACUGGUGACUGACUGGUGACUGACUGGUGACUGACUGGUGACUGACUGGCGACUGACUGGGUACUGACUGGGUACUGACUGGGUACUGACUGGUGGCUUCUUUCGCUCAUUUGUACAGAAGGCUUUUCAGAUGUUACCUUAGUACAAUGUAGUCAAACUUCUUCUUCGUCUUCGUCUUAUUUCAUUCCAUCAUGUCUGCAACAACAAACUCAAGGUACACAUCUCUUGCGGGUUCAUUCUGUUCAAGUGAAAUUAUAUAUAAAAAAUAACAAAUCCUUGAGUAGCCUAUAAUAAAACCCUUAAGUAAGUGUAAUUGGAAGGAAAUCUCUAGAGUUACAACGAGGUGUCGAGAUCAGCUCAGAUUAACAUCUCACAUGUAUACACACACACACACACACACACACACACACACACACACACUCCAACACUCCAACACCUCCUUAGUCACCUCCUUCAGUUCUUUAAUUACACCUUUAAUCACAUUAUUGCACUUUUAAUCACAUUAUUACACCUUUAAGCACAUUAUUGCACCUUUAAGCACAUUAUCAGCCAGAAGCAUCAAGUAGCAUGUAGCGCGCGCCACUUGAUGAAACUCCAGCUCCUUAAUUGCAUCUCUAAGCGCAUCGAGUUCUCACCACUCAAAGUCCAUUAAUGACCAGUUACCUCACUAAAGGAGAUAUCGCCUAGAUACCUUAAACAUAUCUUCAGAGAUACCUAGAUACCUGUAUAGAUACCUGAGGAUCUAAGUAUAUUGCCCAGGUAGGGACCAUAUUGGUGAGGUCACAGAGGUCAAUUAGCCUGGUACCAGAUCUGUCUGCGCUGUUUUGCCAACUCCUAAGGUGUGACAAUGACCACAUGAGUCGGUAAGACAGCACAAACAGAUCUGGGGCUUCAGGCUAGAGGUCUGUAGCCGAUUAACCACAGCUGCAAUGCUUAACUCCGUUUGGACAGAAUGUAACAUUUUAAUUGGCGGGCUGCUGAGUGGUGCAUUUUACUGAUGUUUCCAGCGAAGCCAGGGAUGGAUGGAUGGAUAGAGUUGCUGAUGUGCCAGGUUUGAGGGUUUUCAUUUUAGCUGGACUGAGUGGUGGUGUGUCAGGGCCAUCACCCUCUUUGUAUGAGAGUGUGUGUGUGUGUGUGUGUGUGUGUGUGUGUGUGUGUGUGUGUGUGUGUGUGUGUGUGUGUGUGUGUGUGUGUGUGUGUGUGUGUGCAGGCUUGGGUGCCAGCGUGUGUGUGUGUGUGAUCAUAGUGCUCUCUGUUCUGCUGGAGUGUCAGCAGGACUCUCACUGAGUGAUUAUCUGAGCAGAGAGGAAGGGUGUCAGUGUUAUCAGCUAAUACACAGGGCCUUGAACUGCCUGAUAUUAUGGUGCUUUUCCAUUGAGACUCACCCCCACACCAGUGGGCCAGCCUCACCCCCACACCAGUGGGGACCGAGACGUUACCCCCAACACCAGUUGGGCCCACAGUGGGUCAGACUUACCCCCACACCAGUGGGCCAUACUACCCCACACCAGUGGGCCACCAGUGGGUCAUACUUACUCCCAACCACGGUGGGCCGACAUACCCUCCACACCUGGGCCAGACUUACCCCCACACUAUUGGGCCAUACUUAACCCCCACACCAUGGGCCACCAGUGGUCAGAUUUCCCCCCCAACCAUUGGGUCAAACUUCCCCUCCACACAUUUGGCCACAGUGGGUCAGAACUUUACCCCCACACCAGUAGGUGCCACCAGUGGUCAGACUUACCCCCACACCAAGUGGCCCGUGGGGUCGACCUACCCCCACACCAGUGGGUCACUUACCCCCCACCAGUGGGUCAGCCUUACCCCCCCACCAUGGGCCACCAUGUGUGUCAGACUUACCCCCACACCAUAUGGGGCAGACUCACCCCCACACCAUGUGCCACCAGUGUGUCAGACUUACCCCCACACCAGUGGGCCACCAGUGGGUCAGACUUACCCCCACACCAGUGGGCCACCAGUGGGUCAGACUUACCCCCACACCAGUGGGCCAGACUUACCCCCACACCAGUGGGCCACCAGUGGGUCAGACUUACCCCCACACCAGUGGGCCACCAGUGGGUCAGACUUACCCCCACACCAGUGGGCCAGACUUACCCCCACACCAGUGGGCCACCAGUGGGUCAGACUUACCCCCACACCAGUGGGCCAGACUUACCCCCACACCAGUGGGCCACCAGUAGGUCAGACUUACCCCCACACCAGUGGGUCAGACUUACCCCCACACCAGUGGGUCAGACUUACCCCCACACCAGUGGGCCACCAGUGGGACAGGACUUAACCCCCACACCAGUGGGCCACCAGUGGGACAGACUUACCCCCACACCAGUGGGGACAGACUUACCCCCCACACCAGUGGGUCAGACGUACCCCCACACCAGUGGGCCACCAGUGGGACAGACUUACCCCCACACCAGUGGCCAUGCCACCAUUGGGUCAGACUUACCCCCACACCAGUGGGUCAGACCUUACCCCCACACCCAGUGGGCCAGACUUACCCCCACACCAGUGGGCCACCAGUGGGUCAGACUACCCCCACACCAGUGAGCCAGACUUACCCCCCACACCAGUGGGGCCACCAGUUGGGUCCGAUUGGUCAGACUUACCCCCACACCAGUGGGCCAGACUUACCCCCACACCAGUGGGCCACCAGUGGGUCAGACUUACCCCCACACAGUGGGCCAGACUUUACCCCCACACCAGUUGGGUCAGACUAACCCACACCAGUGGGGCCAGACUUACCCCCCACACCAGUGGGCCACCAGUGGGUCAGACUUACCCCCCACACCAGUGGGCCAGACUUUACCCCACCACCACCAGUGGCCAGACUUACCCCCCACACCAGUGGGCCACCAGUGGGUCAGGACUUACCCCCACACCAGUGGGCCAGACUUCCCCCACACCAGGGGCCACCAAGUGGGUCAGACUUACCCCCACACCAGUGGGCCAGACUUACCCCCACACCAGUGGGUCAGACUUACCCCCACACCAGUGGGCCAUACUUACCCCCACACCAGUGGGCCACCAGUAGGUCAGACUUACCCCAGCACCAGUAGGUCAGACUUACCCCCCACCAGUGGGCCACCAGUGGGACAGACUUACCCCCACACCAGUGGGCCACCAGUGGGUCAGACCACCCCCACACCAGUGGGCCAGACUUACCCCACACCAGUGGGCCACUUCCCAACUGGGCCACCAGUGGCCGUACCCCCACACCAGGCCAGACUACCGCCACCAGUGGGCACGUACCCCAAACUGGCCCCUUACCCACACCAUGGGCACAGUGGACGCCCCUACACCAGUCCCAGUGGGCAGACUUACCCCCACCAGUGGGCCAGACUUACCCCCACACAGUGGGCCACCAGUGGGUCAGACUUACCCCCACACCAGUGGGCCAGACUUACCCCCCACCAGUGGGACAGCAACUUACCCACCCAGGCGACUACCCCCGACCAGUGUCACUUACCCCAGGCCACCAGUGGGCAGACUUACCCCCACACAGUGGGCCAGACUUACCCCACACCAGUGGGCCCCAGACUAACCCCCACCCAGGGGCACCAGUAGGACAGAGUACCCCCGCACCACGGUCGGACACCCCCACCAGUGCAGUUACCCCACCAGUGGGUCAGACUUCCCCCGCACCAGUGGGUCAGACUGACCCCACGCACCAGGGGUCAGACUUCAGCCACACCAGUGGGUCAGACUUACCCCACACCAGUGGGCACCAGUGGGACAGACUUACCCCCACACCAGGCCAAGUGGACAGACUUACCCCCCACACCAGUGGCAGACUUACCCCACACCAGUGGGCCACCGUGGACCAGACUUACCCCACACAGUGGGCCACCAGUGAGACAUGCCAACACCAACCAGUGUGCACACACCAGUGGGACAGGACUUACCCCCACACCAGUGGGCAAACAGUGGGCCAGACUUACCCCCACACCAGUGGAUCAGACUUACCCCCGCACCAGUGGGUCAGACUUACACCCACACCAGUGGGCAAGACUUACCCCACACCAUUGGGUCAGACUUACACCCACAACAGUGGGUCAGACUUAUCCCAACACCAGUGGGCCAGACUUACACCCACACCAGUGGGUCGGACUUACCCCCACACCAGUGGGACAGACUUACCCCCACACCAGUGGGCCACCAGUGGGACAGACUUACCCCCACACCAGUGGGCCACCAGUUGGACAGACUUACCCCCUCACCAGUGGGACAGACUUACCCCCACACCAGUGGGACAGACUUACCCCCACACCAGUGGGUCAGACGUACCCCCACACCAGUGGGCCACCAGUGGGACAGACUUACCCCACACCAGUGGGCCACCAGUGGGUCAGAUUACCCCCCACACCAGUGGGUCAGACUUACCCCCCACACCAGUGGGCCAGACUUACCCCCACACCAGUGGGCACCAGUGAGCCAGACUUACCCCCACACCAGUGAGCCAGACUUACCCCCACCACCAGUGGGCCACCAGUGGGUCAGACUUACCCCCACACCAGUGGGCCAGACUUACCCCCCACACCAGUGGGCCACCAGUGGGUCAGACUUACCCCCACACCAGUGGGCCAGACUUACCCCCACACCAGUGGGUCAGACUUAACCCCACACCAGUGGGCCAGACUUACCCCCACACCAGUGGGCCACCAGUGGGUCAGACUUACCCCCACACCAGUGGGCCAGACUUACCCCCACACCAGUGAGCCAGACUUACCCCCACACCAGUGGGCCACCAAGUGGGUCAGACUUACCCCCACACCAGUGGGCCAGGACUUACCCCCACACCAGUGGGCCACCAGUGGGUCAGACUUACCCCCACACCAGUGGGGCCAGACUUACCCCACACCAGUGGGCCAUACUUACCCCCACACCAGUGGGGCCACCAGUAGGUCAGACUUACCCCAGCACCAGUAGGUCAGACUUACCCCCGCACCAGUGGGCCACCAGUGGGACAGACUUACCCCCACACCAGUGGGCCACCAGUGGGACAGACUUACCCCCACACCAGUGGGACAGACUUACCCCCACACCAGUGGGUCUGACUUACCCCCACACCAGUGGGCCACCAGUGGGACAGACUUACCCCCACACCAGUGGGCCACCAGUGGGACAGACUCACCCGCACACCAGUGGGUCAGACUUACCCCCACACCAGUGGGCCAGACUUACCCCCACACCAGUGGGCCACCAGUGGGUCAGACUUACCCCCACACCAGUGGGCCAGACUUACCCCCACACCAGUGGGCCACCAGUGGGUCAGACUUACCCCCACACCAGUGGGCCAGACUUACCCCCACACCAGUGGGCCACCAGUGGGUCAGACUUACCCCCACACCAGUGGGCCACCAGUGGGUCAGACUUACCCCACACCAGUGGGCCAGAUUACCCCCACACCAGUGGGCCACCAGUGGGUCAGACUUACCCCCAAACCAGUGGGCCAGACUUACCCUCACACCAGUGGGCCACCAGUGGGCCAGACUUACCCCCACACCAGUGGGCCAGACUUAACCCCACACCAGUGGGCCAGACUUACCCCCACACCAGUGGGCCACCAGUAGGUCAGACUUACCCCCGCACCAGUGGGUCAGACUUACCCCCGCACCAGUGGGUCAGACUUACCCCCACACCAGUGGGUCAGACUUACCCCCACACCAGUGGGACAGACUUACCCCCACACCAGUGGGCCACCAGUGGGACAGACUUACCCCCACACCAGUGGGCCACCAGUGGGACAGACUUACCCCCACACCAGUGGGCCACCAGUGGGACAGACUUACCCCCACACCAGUGGGCCACCAGUGGAUCAGACUUACCCCCGCACCAGUGGGUCAGACUUACACCCACACCAGUGGGCAAGACUUACCCCACACCAUUGGGUCAGACUUACACCCACAACAGUGGGUCAGACUUAUCCCAACACCAGUGGGCCAGACUUACACCCACACCAGUGGGUCGGACUUACCCCCACACCAGUGGGUCAGACUUAUACCCACACCAGUGGAUCAGACUUACCCCCACACCAGUGGGUCAGACUUAUACCCACACCAGUGGAUCAGACUUACCCCCACACCAGUGGGUCAGACUUACCCCCACACCAGUGGGCCACCAGAGAGCCAGACUUACCCCCACACCAGUGGGCCACCAGUGGGCCAGACUUGCCCUCACACCAGUGGAUCAGACCUACCCCAACACCAGUGGGUCGGACUUACCCCCACACCAGUGGGUCAGACUUAUACCCACACCAGUGGGUCGGACUUACCCCCAUACCAGAGGGCCAGACUUACCCCCACACCAGUGGGCCAGACCAGUGGGUCAGACUUACUCCCGCACUAGUGGGUCAGACUUACCCCCACACCAGUGGGUCAGACAUACACCCACACCAGUGGGUCAGACUUACCCCCACACCAGUGGGUCAGACUUACCCCCACACCAGUGGGUCAGACAUACAUCCACACCAGUGGGUCAGACAUACACCCACACCAGUGGGUCAGACUUACACCCACACCAGUGGGUCAGACUUACCCCCACACCAGUGUGUCAGACUUACCCCCACACCAGUGGGUCAGACAUACCCCCACACCAGUGGGUCAGACAUACACCACACCAGUGGGUCAGACUACCCCACACCCAGUGGGUCAGACUUACCCCCACACCAGUGGGUCAGACUUACCCCCACACCAGUGGGUCAGACUUACCCCCACACCAGUGGGUCGCCAGUGUUUUAAUGUUAAUGUUAGGUCUAGUGUAAUUGUGUUUCCAUCAGGAGUGUGACACUAAAGACUUGGGGUGAGCAGAAUCUUCAAUAGAAUAGAUCACACCCAGUGUAUUGUGUAAGAACACUAUAAGAGAUGGAGUUACUGUAAUUAACACUAUAAGAGAUGGAGUUACUGUAAUGAACACUAUAAGAGAUGGAGUUACUGUAAUUAACACUAUAAGAGAUGGAGUUACUGUAAUGACACUAUAAGAGAUGGAGUUACUGUAAUGAACACUAUAAGAGAUGGAGUUACUGUAAUGAACACUAUAAGAGAUGGAGUUACUGUAAUGAACACUAUAAGAGAUGGAGUUACUGUAAUGAAACACUAUAAGAGAUGGAGUUACUGUAAUGAACACUAUAAGAGAUGGAGUUACUGUAAUAACACUAUAAGAGAUGGAGUUACUGUAAUGAACACUAUAAGAGAUGGAGUUACUGUAAUUAACACUAUAAGAGAUGGAGUUACUGUAAUGAACACUAUAAGAGAUGGAGUUACUGUAAUAACACUAUAAGAGAUGGAGUUACUGUAAUGAACACUAUAAGAGAUGGAGUUACUGUAAUGAACACUAUAAGAGAUGGAGUUACUGUAAUGAACACUAUAAGAGAUGGAGUUACUGUAAUGAACACUAUAAGAGAUGGAGUUACUGUAAUGAACACUAUAAGAGAUGGAGUUACUGUAAUGAACACUAUAAGAGAUGGAGUUACUGUAAUUAACACUAUAAGAGAUGGAGUUACUGUAAUGAACACUUUAUAAGAAUGGAGUUCUGUAAUGACCACAAAGAGAUGGAUUUACGAAUGAAAACUAUAAGAGAUGGGGUUUACUGUAAUGAAACUAUAAAAUGGAUUUUACUGUAAUGAACACUUAAAAUGGGGUUAGGGAAUGAACACUAUAAGAGAUGGAAUUACUGUAAAAACACUAAAAGAGAUAAAAUUAAAGAAUAAAACCUGUAAGAGUUUUACUUUACUUUAAGACAUCGGCAUAAUUGAACCCUCGGGAAAAAAAGGGUUUUUGCUCAUCUUAGUAGAUUCUUGUAAAAAGGAAAAAUAUAAUCUCUAAACAUCUACAUUAAUUACCGGUUUUCGGGAAUAAAAAAGUUUGAGUUUCUCCCCCUUUUUUCCAUCUGCCAAAAAGGUUUUCAUUUUAAAGGGACUUUGGUCUUAUGAAAGUGCAGAGGUUUAGGGUCAAUCAUUUUGUUUCUGGAUUUGCUGAUUUCACUGUUCUCCUCUACCCUUUGCCCACAGGGGUGAGGGGUACGCAAAUCGAGACGUUUUGGCAGCACUGGGAGGGGAGCUGUUCACGGUGA